AUGCGACCGCAUGCAGUGAUGAACGAGCGGACGCAGAAAGAGUGGGAGCGGGCCCUCAUGCGGCUGGCCGAGGAGAAGACUACCCACUCCGAACCCAGCACGAUCCUGAACGCGGUCAAGACUUGGGACCCAUCUCGUGCCUUGAACGCAUUGCGGUGGUUGAGCAAAGCAGGAUCCUUGCAGUUCAACCUGACCAACAUCGUGCUCCCUACGCCCAAGUCCAAUCGGCAACGCAAGAAGCAACAGGCUAUCGUGGUUGAGCCUCCCAUGCUGCCUUUCCUGGAACAGGCCAUCGCUCAAUGCUGGGAGCAGUCGAAUCCAAAGUGGUCCGCCCUAUUGUCGUCAUGGCUUAUAGCUGUCGGAGUGAUGAGGCACCAGCAUUUGCUAAGGUCUGAGCCUGUGCGGUUGUCCCGGAGCACAUUGCACCUCUGGUGCGAGAAGGGCAAACAGUCCUCCAAGCGGGGCGGCUUUCCAUGGACGGUCCCAGCACACUUCGCCAACGGCUUUGGUUGGGCUGCAGCUAUGUUGCAGGCGAAGCGGGCGGUACCCGCUGGCAAGCGUGAGUCUUGCGGCAUCAUUUUCAGCCCUUGGUGUCGGGUGGGCACUUCCUGA
Messenger RNA from Durusdinium trenchii, 612 nucleotides. The record is from the annotation of a GenBank genome assembly. NCBI's taxonomy places the organism in Eukaryota, Dinophyceae, Suessiales, Symbiodiniaceae.